UGUGUGCAAUUGUCUGCUGUGACAUUUGUUUAUCUCUACGCCCACUCGACCGGGGUUGACAAGAGAGAAGUUGACCGCUCUUUUCGUCGGAGCCGAGCUCCUCGGAUAAUUGCAGUCGGUGCUUCUGAACCAGACGACCUACAGCCUCAGAUGCAUGAUCCUUAUCGCGCCUCUCCGUUUGCCGUCAAGUCCGGACAAGCAUCAAAGUGGGUCCGUAACCAAGGCGGGCUGCGACAACCCCGUCUCGGCUGGUUUACACUGCACUCUUGCCUGACCGGAUAG
Messenger RNA from Protopolystoma xenopodis, 282 nucleotides. NCBI's taxonomy places the organism in Eukaryota, Metazoa, Platyhelminthes, Monogenea, Polystomatidea, Polystomatidae. The record is from the annotation of a GenBank genome assembly.